Bombus huntii is the source of this 619-nucleotide messenger RNA. RefSeq names its product tRNA-specific adenosine deaminase 2. Lineage: Eukaryota; Metazoa; Arthropoda; Insecta; Hymenoptera; Apidae. Gene Ontology annotation, molecular function: tRNA-specific adenosine-34 deaminase activity. The record is from RefSeq and is a predicted model, not a curated record. Gene Ontology annotation, biological process: tRNA wobble adenosine to inosine editing. The transcript has a single exon. Gene Ontology annotation, cellular component: nucleus; cytoplasm. Bases 4 to 513 code for a protein of 169 amino acids.
ACAAUGGAUUUUUUAAGUUGGAUGAAUGUUGCUCUACAAAAAGCAAAUGAUUCACUAAAAUCAGGUGAAGUUCCAGUUGGCUGUUUAUUUAUAUAUAACAAUGAUGUCAUUGCUACAGGUAAUAAUACAGUUAACGAAACUCGCAAUGCAACUCGACAUGCAGAAAUAAAUUGUAUAGAUCAAGUUUUAGAGUCCUGUAACAUGAAAGAUUUAAGCUAUAAAAAUGUUUUUUAUGAUACUGAUGUUAUUGUUACUGUAGAACCAUGUAUAAUGUGUACAUCUGCAUUAUGUCAACUACAGGUACGUAACAUUAUAUAUGGUUGUGGAAACGAUCGUUUUGGUGGAUGUAUAAGUGUUUUUGAAGUACCAAAACUUUAUAAUUCAAGAACAAAGAUAAUAGGAGGUAUUAAAGGUACUGAAGCAAUGACAUUGUUAAAAGAAUUUUAUAAAGGUACAAAUCCAAAUGUACCUGAAUCAAAAUUUAAAAAAGACCGUAAAAAAAAGGACACAUAAAUAUUACAAAUUUAAUAAAUUCAUUUUUUGUUUAAUUAUAAAUCAUUACUAAAAAACAUUUUAGUUUCUAUUUUGAUUUAUAAUAUGAUACGUAAACAAAUCAAUU